AUGCAUACACAGUAUGGUCGAGGCUCCGGAGUCGUCCUAGAUCGACGCGAAUCAUCCUUCCCCGUGAAGUUCGGAGUGUACGGAGUGUCUCCCUCCAUUGCCGCCUCGGCCAACUGCCGUGCAACCCACUCAGCCGUUCAUCUUUCCAAUCGAGCCUUGCCGCAGACCCAUCUGACGGCCACUUAUUCACUGCCUAAGCUGGCUAAGCUGGCUAAGCUGGCUAAGCUGGCCAAGCCGGACCAGGACCGUGAAGGACUGUAA
Messenger RNA from Penicillium daleae, 261 nucleotides. RefSeq lists its product as uncharacterized. The record is from RefSeq and is a predicted model, not a curated record. NCBI's taxonomy places the organism in Eukaryota, Fungi, Ascomycota, Eurotiomycetes, Eurotiales, Aspergillaceae. The coding region runs from base 1 to 261 and encodes 86 amino acids. The transcript is spliced from 2 exons.